AUGACUGUUCUCACCAACUGCGCCGGUGUGCUCCUCCUAGCCUCCUGCGGUAUUUGGUGGGAAGCUAACCACCAUCUGGAAUCCCUUGACAUGGCUGCAAAGAUCAAGGUCGGUGUGGUCCACUUCCUUGUACUUGUUGGCGCAGCCUUGAUGGCCAUGAAUAUCAGCGUACUAAGUGGUAGAAUGCAAGCCUACAUCGCUUGCGGAUGCUGGGGAGUAGCAUGGCUAGCAGCUUUUGCACAAGCGAUCAUGAGCAUGAAGGCCCAUGGCGGUUUUGGAGAGCCUACUCAAAAGGUCGGUCCCAGCUGA
Fusarium graminearum PH-1 is the source of this 309-nucleotide messenger RNA. RefSeq lists its product as uncharacterized. The coding region runs from base 1 to 309 and encodes 102 amino acids. NCBI's taxonomy places the organism in Eukaryota, Fungi, Ascomycota, Sordariomycetes, Hypocreales, Nectriaceae. The transcript is spliced from 2 exons. The record is from RefSeq and is a predicted model, not a curated record.